AUGAAAAAGAAAUAUUUGGUUUAUAUGGUACAGGUCCACUCCAAUUUUCGAAGAGCCGAAUUAGAAUCACUAGCAGAUCUGUACCAACUGGAGAUUGAUUUUAGCAGCUAUCGAGAUGAUAGUCCAUUCUUUGUUGUUGAAUUAGAGGACGACAAGGCGGCAAGCGAUUGGAUUAAGAGGUCUAUCUUAAGCAGGGCUAUAUAUGAAUAUUGGGGGGAAGGUGAUAACCUUCAUGAACUGCACGAGUCAAUACGAGGGCAGCCGUUUUAUGAGAAGUACAAGUCCGAUAACCGCACCAAAACAUUUAAAUUUGAGUUCGAAUCAUACAGGGGAUCAAGCAAAGCGAACAGAGUGAAACAGAUUGAAUCUUUCUCAUAUGUCGAAUUCCAAGGCAAGAUAGAUAUGAAGAGGCCACAAGAAAUCUUUACUGUCAUAGAAGAAUAUGAACCAAUAUCAGAUAAUCUACCUGGAACGGUGCCAAUAAAGUUAUUUUUUGGGCGCUUAAUUCAGUGCAGUGACCGUGCUGCGGUAGAGAAGUAUGAUCUGAAGAAAAGACCUUACAAAGGUACCACGAGUUUUGAAGCGGAGUUGUCUCUGGUAAGCGCAAAUAUAGCGCAGGUCAAGCCUGGAAGUAUAAUGUAUGAUCCCUUCUCUGGUACAGGCUCAUUUUUAUGCUCUGGUGGCCAUUAUGGUGCACUUGUGAUUGGCUCUGACAUUGAUGGUAGAAUGAUUAGGGGUAAGGGUGCCCAGCAUAAUAUUAGCACAAACUUUGAGAUGUAUGGAGAUUCCGCAAGAUUUUUAAAUGUGUUAACAAUGGAUUUUACACAUAAUGCGCUACGGAGAACCCUUGUGAUUGACACUAUACUAUGUGAUCCACCGUAUGGUAUUAGAGAAGGAAUAAAAGUUCUUGGUGCAAAAAACCCGGAGAGGUUUAUUGGUAAAGAGAAUGUUGAAAUUGAUGGCACGAAAGCAUUUGCACGCCGUGAUUAUAUUCCAACAAAGAAACCAUACUCAUUGGAUGCAUUAUUGGAUGAUUUACUCCAAUAUGCCUCUGAGCGAUUACCUGUGGGUGGCAGACUAGCAUUUUGGAUGCCAACAGCAAAUGAUGAGAAUAUAGAAACAAUCGUUCCGUUGCAUUCCAAUUUGGAACUGAGAUACAAUUGUGUUCAAGAAUUUAAUAAAUGGUCCAGAAGAUUGUUAGUGUAUAUUAAUAGAGGUUCUGAAUAUUCUGGUAAUGAAAAUAUUGGUCAAAAGAGAUCGCAAGCAAAUUUCAGAGAUCGUUAUUUCAGUCAUUUUAAUUAA
Messenger RNA from Zygotorulaspora mrakii, 1302 nucleotides. RefSeq names its product tRNA (guanine-N2-)-methyltransferase (gene TRM11). The transcript has a single exon. Bases 1 to 1302 code for a protein of 433 amino acids. NCBI's taxonomy places the organism in Eukaryota, Fungi, Ascomycota, Saccharomycetes, Saccharomycetales, Saccharomycetaceae. Gene Ontology annotation, molecular function: nucleic acid binding. Gene Ontology annotation, cellular component: cytoplasm. The record is from RefSeq and is a predicted model, not a curated record. Gene Ontology annotation, biological process: methylation.